UCCCCCAUCUCCAGCUCUCUUCACACAUCCCCUCCCCAUCGCCAUUUCCCUUCGCAAGCGCAUGCCCUCCAUCUUCACCUCCCUUCACAUACCCCCGUCCUAACAUUUCCCUUCUGUGUCAUUUGAUAAAAUGAGAGGCAAAAUGAAGUCCUGCAUUUUCAAAGGCUCUGCCACUGCAGGAGUCAGACCCUGGUGAGCAAUUGUUUAGGUUACAACUAUCAGUAGAAAUAAAGCAAGCUUUUUAAAGGGGCCACAGACUGGUCAGGAAUCAGUUUAAGUUCUACAACUGCACUUUGGAGUUCACAACCUCCCCAUUUGGGAUCCACAGUUUGAUAAGCCCGAUUUAGAUGGGAAACAAAGUUUUUUUUGUUUCAGUUGGCUGAAUGGCUUCUUCUGGACAAAUUUCCAGGAAGUUGGUUCUUAGAUAAACUCAAAGUUGGAAAGAUUGAGGAGAGUCCUCCUCCACCUUUUGACGUGUUAUUAUAUAUUACUUUGGAUGCUUCGGUGAUUUGCAGCUAAUUUGGUGGCUUUCUGAAGGAACAUUAUUGCAGAAUUACGUUUUUUUUGCAUUUGGUUUAGAAGCAGGCAACAAAAUAGCUUCAUCAUGUGACUUGUACAAGUUCAAAGUCCUUUUUCCGAGCAUCGUCUAUUGUACACCCCCAGUUGGGGCUUUACUUCUUGAGAUUUAACCAGCUUAGUUUGGAUGAGUGAAGCCAUCAUAGCACAGUUAAUGGUCAGUCAGAGUCAUUAUUAACAUGUGUUUAACACAUGUUGAGUUUCGAUGUUUCUUUUCUCAGUGGUGAAACUGGCAAAGAUGCUGGCUGGAAAGGUAUCCUUUUUUUACUGUUGUUCCAUCCUUAAUUAAAAUGGGUACGCAUUGCUCAAGACUUGCACAGUUCUGGAGCCUUUUUUUUCUGCCUAAAAUUGAAAAGUAUUGACUGGAAGUUCAGAGCAUACUGCAGAGUGAUAUAGUUCUCCUGAUUGGCCUUCCAUCUACACGAAACUGGCUGAAAGGUAAGACUUGAGAGAGUAGGGAAAUUUAUUUGUGUAUAAUUCUUUUGUGUGGAACUGUUUUCUUUUUCACAGAUUUAAUUCAUAAUCAUUUCAAAAACUACAAUAGCAAGAAUUAAUGACUCAUGCAGUUGAGGUUUGUGGCACAGUUUAUGCAAAUACUUAAUGUUUCACUUUUUUUAUUUUUUAGGAAGAUCCUACAUUAGAACGGCACUUUAAAGGUCAUCGUGACACUGUCACAAGUAUUGACUUCAAUACUAACAUGAAGCAGUUAGCAACUGGAUCAAUGGAUUGCUGCGUCAUGAUCUGGAAUUUGAAACCACAGAUGCGAGCAUAUCGAUUUGUAGGUCACAAAGAUGCAGUCCUGUCAGUUCAGUUCUCUCCUUCUGGUCACUUACUGGCUUCUGCAUCUCGAGACAAAACAGUCCGCCUCUGGGUUCCCAGUGUAAAAGGUGAAUCAACAGUGUUAAAGGCUCACACAGGAACCAUUCGAAGUGUUCAGUUCUCCAGAGAUGGACAGUCAUUGGUUACAGCUUCGGAUGACAAAACCAUCAAAGUUUGGACAGUUCAUCGGCAGAAGUUUCUUUUUUCUCUCACCCAGCAUAUAAAUUGGGUUCGCUGUGCAAAGUUUUCACCAGAUGGGCGACUCAUUGUUUCUGCCAGUGAUGAUAAAACGAUUAAAAUUUGGGAUAAAGCUACUAGAGAAUGUAUUCAUUCAUUUUAUGAACAUGGAGGUCAUCAUGGACUUAUGGCUACAGUGUGGGCUCCUGGCAGAGUGGACUCUCAGCUUAGGGAGCCUCAAGGUGAAGCUAGAUUUGUGAAUUAUGUAGAUUUUCAUCCCAAUGGAACAUGUAUUGCAGCAGCAGGAGCAGAUAGCACUGUUAAGCUUUGGGACAUACGUACAAACAAGCUUCUUCAGCAUUAUCGAGUGCACAGUGCUGUGGUAAACAGCCUCUCUUUCCAUCCAAAUGGAAACUAUCUCAUAACUGCCUCUAAUGAUUCAACACUGAAGAUACUUGAUUUACUGGAAGGGAAAUUACUCUAUACACUUCAUGGCCAUCAGGGUCCAGCUUCAUGUGUGGUUUUCUCUGGUGCUGGAGACUUCUUUGCUUCGGGUGGCUCAGAUGAACAGGUUAUGGUAUGGAAGACUAAUUUUGAUGCUGCAGAUUAUGGGGAAAUGUUGAAAAAUCAAUCCCAACCAAUGACUGUUAAUUGUAGGCUGAAGAAUUGUGAUGGUCCUUCUUGGUUACCAGAUGAUACUACAAAAUCACAUGCUGUAGAGACUGUUUUGGAGACAAAUGUUUCUGACACUGGGUCAACUAACCUAAAUCAACAAAAGAACGAUUCAAGUAACGUUUUGGCAUCAGAUGAAAAACCCAUUCCUCACUUAAGCCAGUUUCAUCAGCAAGAAGGGAAUGGUAUCCCCUCAGCUCUUGCAAGUACUCUGGAGCACAUUGUAGGACAGCUGGAUGUUCUCACUCAGACAGUGACGAUUCUUGAACAGCGACUUACAUUAACAGAAGACAAGCUGCGGGAAUAUCUUGACAAGCAACAGACGUCAUGAUUACAGUAAGAUCUAAUGUUUGAAAACAGGAGUGAAACACCAGUGGAAUUGAAAGAUUAAUCAUCUUUUUUGACAGAUAUGCUUAAUAGGCAUUAAUUCACACAAGUCACAAAUCAAAGCAUUGUUAACUAGUUGGUCCUCCUUGCGUUAAUGUUGCUUGAGUAUAUCUGCCCUGACUGUUUCAGCAGUGAUGUGUAUGCUAUUGUUUUUGUACUUUUUAUGUACUCAUGCCCUCUGUGAGAGAGUAUCUCCAAUGCAAUAAAUUGUUUUAUUUCAUACAGAAAUAGACCCAUAUGUAUUAAUAUUUUAUACAUUGAAAUAAAAUUAUGAUAUUGAAGUUUGUAACUAAAAUGUGUCAAUUGCAUCAGAUGUGGUUUAAUUGUUUACAAUGGUUGAAAAUAAAGGGCUGAACUUUGUAGGGGGAGCAAUGGUCCUAACUAC
Messenger RNA from Chiloscyllium plagiosum (whitespotted bambooshark), 3016 nucleotides. The record is from RefSeq and is a predicted model, not a curated record. Lineage: Eukaryota; Metazoa; Chordata; Chondrichthyes; Orectolobiformes; Hemiscylliidae.